Cercospora beticola is the source of this 2965-nucleotide messenger RNA. RefSeq names its product cyclin. Gene Ontology annotation, cellular component: spindle pole body; nucleus; cyclin-dependent protein kinase holoenzyme complex. Gene Ontology annotation, biological process: regulation of cyclin-dependent protein serine/threonine kinase activity; mitotic cell cycle phase transition. NCBI's taxonomy places the organism in Eukaryota, Fungi, Ascomycota, Dothideomycetes, Mycosphaerellales, Mycosphaerellaceae. The record is from RefSeq and is a predicted model, not a curated record. Gene Ontology annotation, molecular function: cyclin-dependent protein serine/threonine kinase regulator activity.
CACGACCGUCGGCUGGCGCUGGGUCGUUGCAUGAUGGGCCGUGAGCGCAGCAGAGUUUCCUGACCUUGCAGCCAAGCGACGUGCAAGCGUCGGCGGUGGAUCGCUAGGAUCAGUGUCUGUGUGCAGCUUGCUCUGCUCUCCUCUCCUUCACCUCCGUCGUUGUCCUUCGUUUUCCACCCCAAUUUGCAAUGGAUCAUUGAGCAGGGAGUCGAUUAUUCGCCGCGGAUUCGGCAUCAUCCUCUCCACUCCCUCUCCUUGCCGCUGGCCUUGUCAUAGGUGCUGUGACCGCUGCAAAUUGUGCUCCGGUCAGCCUCGACACCAGCACCACCUCGUCCUCAUCAAAAACGUCGACCUCUCCUCUUCGUUGAUCGUAGAGCUCCCUGACGUCCGCAUCCUCCCAACCGCUCCGACAUCUUGCACCAUCAACCUCGACGUCGACAGGUCUCGUGCCCACCUAUCAGCCUGCUCCUGGAUCGGCUCGUGUGCUGCCAUCAACUCGAAAGCUGCAAAUCAUUGUGCUCACUUCAGACAAGCUUCAGUCGACCACGUUGCAAUCUGUGCAGAAGAGUUACUCCCAUCCUACAAGGCCAGGAGUGACGGUUGCUCAGAUUCUUCGCAGACUCCUGCACGAUCACCCUCGAUCCACUCAGCAUUCACCAACACCUGUGGAGGCGUUAGCUCGCUCUCUGCACUUGGCACCCACAUCCCAGGCGACCGAGAACAAUCUGCUGGAACCUUGACCCAAUCGGUUACCUCACCGUGGCUCGCAAGGAGACGAUUCGUUCUGCAGCCCACCUCGCUCUCACCAAAUAGCAUCACAGUAAUCUAAUUCUCAAGGCCUCACCAGCCGUUGUCCAUAACACCUUCAUUCGGCUUUUCGUCGAACGAUCACUGUUCUGGAUUGUUCAUUCACUGGGUUCUACAAUACCAACUAAUCACGUUCAUUCACGACCGGCCUCGUAGUGAGGAUUCACACUCUUUAAUACAGUUCAACUGCUGGGCAUCCACUCUUUUGCACACCCGGAAAAUCUCGACUUGCGACGACUUGUCAAUCCUGGAGACUUGACAACACGUUCACCAACCGCACUGGAACCUCGUUACCAACAUGGCGUACCAACCUCAACAACAGUCUCAGCAACUAGCUGGCCCAAGAACCUUUGCCUCUUUCGGUUAUUGCGAUUCGUACUUCGUGGAAAGUCACGAUGACGAUGAAGGUAUCUUCGCACGAGCGGCUGCAGAACGUGAGCGGGCCCGCAACGUGGCCAAGCUCAGGCAAAAGGCCCUCGGUGAGGAAUUGUCACGAGCGACUGCCGACGAAUACCAGGAGGACGUUCUUGACCACAUGGAGCACAUGGAGACCGAAACCAUGCCCGACAUCCACUCGAUCGAGAUCCAAACUGAGAUUCAAUGGUUCAUGCGCCCGUACCUCCUGGACUUUCUGCUUGAAGCCCAUCACGCCUUCCAAUUGCUGCCGGAGACUCUGCACCUCGCUGUCAACCUGCUCGACCGAUACUGCUCAAGACGGGUGGUCUACAAGCGCCACUACCAGCUCGUUGGCUGUGCAGCGCUCCUCAUUGCCGCCAAGUACGGUGAUCGCAAGGAACGUGUACCCACGAUCCGGGAGCUGAAGUCCAUGUGCUGCUCACUCUAUGACGAUGACAUGUUCACCCAAAUGGAGUGGCACGUGCUGCAGACUCUGAACUGGGUCAUCGGCCAUCCUACAGUCACCAGCUUUCUGCAGCUUGCCCUGACGGAAGUCGCUUUCGAUCCUGAGCUGGAGCACAUGUCCUGGUAUAUUUCCGAGUUGGCCCUGUAUCACAAGGAGUUCAUCCCCUCCCGGCCAUCCGUUAUGGCUCGAUCUUCUCUCGCACUGGCUCGUUGCAUCCUCAACAGGCCGCAGUCCCGGUACGAUGAUUGGUCUGCACGAUACGAUCCUCAGGUGGUACUCAACCUGUCCAACCACCUGGCUCACCCUUCGCAAGCGCUCCUACGCAAGUACGCAUCGCCUCACUUGUCCUCUGUGUCAACAACCAUCGACCUGUUCCUCAAGCACCAGGCCAUGCUUGCUCAAUCACAGCGAGCUCAAAAUCAGACCCCUGUCAACGAGUCCCAAAUGGAAAUCGACUCUCAGCCCGGACCCAACUCGUAUCUCACACCACAAACGCCACAAAAGGUCGGCUAUCACGCCGGAUCGUUUGGCAUGCUGACACCACCCAUCACUCCGGACAAGGACCAGAUGGCCGUCAGCACUUAUGGUGCGAACCCAGCAUACGUGAACCGCGCAGCCCACUGUGUCCCUACUCCUCCCUCAGCGGGCGAACAAAUGCAUCACAACAACUUUGCGAUGCAACAACAAACGUACAUGUCGCAGCCACAGUUCGUGCAAUAGCGGACUUGGCCGUCAUCCCUUUGGCCAAACACCAAGGUCGGGCACAAGCCAGCUGCUUACGGCAGCAUCUGUUGUAUCAACAACUGUACAAGGAAAACAUCUCACAAUACGGUGGGACGUACCUAUUGUACGUGUAUGAACGUCAUAGCAUUCAGCACAGCAUUGAAGCGAGCGUUGCAUUUUUUGAGCAUUUUCUUUUGUGUGUAGCCUCCGCCACGUCGUUUUCAUGUAGCCAGCCAAAAAGAAGCUCGGCACAUAGACGGGACGGGGCAAGGAGGACAGCAUGUACGGGUAGUCUAUCUGGGUCGGGUACAUGGAGUCGGAGAGAUUCUGGAGCCCCCAAAAAGCAGAAAGCAUAUUUACCUCGUGGAAUCAGACUGAGCAAAAUGGAAGCCGGGAACAGAAUCAGAAGAUCGUUCACACGCACACAUACAAGGAUCCGGCGACGGGCGCCGGCAAGACUCGAUCUUGCACUUUUUUUAAGCGUUUUUUGCUAUCUGCACUCGGAUUCGAGUAGCAGCGACAGAUACCCCCCAUGUUUAUAAAAAAUGCCAUAAACAAUUCCGAAGUUCGCCC